CAGAAGCCGAGUGGAGCUCAGCUUACGGGGAGCUCGAGAGAAGAAGAUACAAUGAGCACGACCAGUGCAGUGAAUCCCACUCUGCUGACGCCGCUGAGCACUCGUGUCGGAGACUCUGAGGAUGAGACCUGCAGGAGACUCUGGGGGGACCACGGCAGGUACAUUGUGCAGCUCAUCACGGCGAGGCGAGAGGCCCACCUUAGUGAUGCACCCGAGCUUGGGCUGAUGGAUGACGAUGUCUACAUUUCAAAACACCUGCUGCCGCUGCUCUCCCAGGGUGGGCGGGCAUGUGCACAAGGCGCGUCGUAUCUGCGCAGUGUCUCUCUGCAUGUGCUUCUCUCUGCAGGCAUGGAAGAGCUGACCCAGCUCAUUGAGGAAAUGAUGAAAGACGUCAGUCAGUGAUGUGUAUCGACGCACUGAUGUGUCGUGUGUAUUGGGUCGGUGUGCAGGAGCAGAGCCUUCGCACCGACCCCGGCGUGGCGCAGCGGUUCAAUCCUCUCAUCUGGCUGUCUCAGUAUCUGAUGCGCAACCACCCAGGUCGAGAAACACUGUGACUGAUAUUGACACAGAAAUCAACUGAGUGUAAUUCCAACCACCCAGCCUACCUCGACCUGGAAGCGCUCGACGACGUACAGGGCGCCCGCCCACUCAUGGCCACGCGCACAGCGGCAAGAAAAAGAUUCUCUAAGUCGUUUGCUGAAUGCACCGAGGCAGAGGUACUGCUGGAUGGGCGAAGGAAGGGAAAAGCUGGCCACAAGAGAAAGCAUAAGUACAUCGUGCCUCUGUGUCUCAUGGUCUGGAUGGGGUGCAGAAGGGCCGUCGAGAGCUUCUGCGUCGCCGGCCGCUGUUUGAGAAGGCCUUUAUCGAGGAAACCAGUCGGGCCUGUGCGGCAGACUUCCACAGGGACAUCGCACUUCCCAUUAUUGCUAAGAUUGACCGAGACUGCCGCCUGCAAGGCGCGCUGAGGGACAACCUUCAUGUCGACAUGAUUCAAGCGCCGGAAGCAGCACCAGCAGAUGUCAGCUUCGGCGCUUUCUGGGAGGUUUUUGGGCAAACGAUCGAGAAAUAUGGUGACGGUUGGGGCGGCCAAUGACCACGGAAGUCUCUCUCUCGUAUGUACCCAUACUCUGCGUCUGUGUGCUCUUGGUUAGAUUUGAUCCGUGCAGCGGAUUUCGAGAGCGGGUCAGUGAUUCUGGAGGUGAGUGGAGGUGAGAGCUGGUCAUAGGCAGCAGCGCAGUGUGUGUCUCUGUGUUUGUCGUUUUUGUUUGCCUGUGCCAGGAGGAAGCCAGGGAGAGAAAGAGGUAAAUAGCACCCACAACGCACAACAGAGACAUGCGUUUCUGGGUUCGCACCUCACGUCUGCAAGGGCCGAGGAGGAAGGAAGACGCCGCGAGGCGGUAUACCCUCACAGAUACACGAAACACUCACAAACGGCAAUCGACCCUGAUAGAUGGUCCAUCCAUGGGUGAGUGUAGGAGGCAGCCCGUCUGCAAGAGGAGAAGCAGAAGCGUCAAGAUGACUUUUUGCUCUUCAAUUCUUGGAUGGAGGAGAAUGCGGCUCUCCAGAUGAUACUCAAAGGCCAGCAAAGCCUCGUGGGCGUCGAAGAAACCGAGGAGUGGGGUGACUUGACUGGCUGACACUGAGACACACGCCAACCAUACACAGGGAACAGUAUGCCCAUGUGCGUUGAUUGAAUGCGGUUGUCAGUGGCGGGAUGGAGCUGAUGGGUGACCACGUCGUGGUACGCGCCAGCUGAGAGUCAGUCACCUACAGACACACCAAAGACAGGUGGGUAUCGCUGGCAUGUCCACACAGGUAUUGCGGCAGCUGCUGACUCUUUGGGGCUUCCCGCCCGCAUCCCCUGACACCACGGGACAGCUGUCAGAGGUCGGGAGCGCACUCACCCACUCAAAGUGCGGUUAUCUCCUUGUCUGUCUGUCUGUCUGUCUAUCUGUCUGGCGGUCGGUCGGUCGGCAGCUUGAUCCUUGGUGUGAGGUGGACGUGGCGGCAGUGAUGGACUUCCAGGCGGCGAUGGGGAUGCCGGUGGACGGGGCCGUCUCUCAGGUGGUGCUCCAGACGCUCACUGACCAAAGUCCGUUAGUGACGUGAAGCGACUUGAUUCCACGUGAUGUCGUCACAUCAUCUCGAUCUGUGGGUGUGUCAGGUUCGUUUCAGCGCGAGAGGCUGGAUGUGCUCACCCUCGACUCAUGAAAAUGAUGGAUGAUUCGUCGUAGUCUCGCUUAUGGCUUGACACUGCAAGAGAGGGAGGACCCAGGCAUUGUCUCUUUGUGUGUCGCAUCACAUGCCAUCAACCGUCACUGCCCACUCAGACACCUGACGCCCGCGCUGCCCGU
Messenger RNA from Vitrella brassicaformis, 2354 nucleotides. Lineage: Eukaryota; Vitrellaceae. The record is from the annotation of a GenBank genome assembly.